Messenger RNA from Lepisosteus oculatus (spotted gar), 4082 nucleotides. RefSeq names its product multiple inositol-polyphosphate phosphatase 1b (gene minpp1b). Gene Ontology annotation, molecular function: inositol phosphate phosphatase activity; acid phosphatase activity. Lineage: Eukaryota; Metazoa; Chordata; Actinopteri; Semionotiformes; Lepisosteidae. The record is from RefSeq and is a predicted model, not a curated record.
ACUCGGAUACAAACAGGAAGUGCCAGGCAGGCGGCUGGUUUUCUCAGUACAGUAUUUUCUCGUGUAUUCGUCGGCAAAGAUGAUGUCGAUAGCUUGUAAACGGAGCUUGGUGCUCGUGGCUUUUGGUUUUGCCGUUGCCCCGUUUUGUUCCGCCGGCAACGUCAUGCGAGGUGCAAAAGCGAACCAUCGUGCUGGAGAUACACCAGCCAUUGCUGAAUAUUUCGGUACUAAAAGCAGGUACGAAGAGGUGAAUCCUCACCUCAUAGACGAUGCGCUUGCUGUCAACGAAUCUCUCUUAAAGCUCCCUUACAACGAUUGCGUCCCAGUCCACCUUACCGCCGUCAUUCGUCACGGUACAAGGUACCCAACGGCGAAGAACAUCAAAAAGCUGCACCAGCUGCACAAGGUGGUGCUGGAGAAGGCGCAGGACCUGGGCGAGGGCUGGUUGGACGAGAUCAAAAACAGGUGGAAGAUGGACUACACCGAUGACAUCGACGGGAACAUAGCCGAGAAGGGCAGAGAGGACCACAGAAACCUGGCAGUUAGGCUGGCAAAAACCUUCCCCUCCCUCUUCACGGCGGAUAAUUUCCGUCAGGAUCGGAUGCAAUUCAUCACCAGCACCAAGCCGAGGUGCGAGGACAGCGCCAAGGCUUUCAUCCAGGGACUGGUGAUGCACCACUGGGAGCUGAAGGGGCCUUUGGACGUUGAGAAGCAUCUUCAAAGAAACGAUAACCUGAUGCGAUUCUUCGAGCAUUGCCGGAGGUUUGUUGUCGAUGUGGAGGAGAAUAAGACAGCCCUGAAGGAGGUGGAUCUGUUCAAAACCAAGGCAGAAAUGAAGACAGUUCUUGAAAAGGUAGCCAGUCGGCUGCAUACUGCAUACAGUGACCUAACUCCAGAUUUAAUUGAAGCAGCAUUUUACUUGUGUUCCUAUGAGUUUGCCAUCAAGACCGUCAACUCUCCAUGGUGCAAUCUUUUUGAUGAAGAAGAUGCUAAGGUUCUGGAGUAUGGAAAUGAUCUCAAACAGUACUGGAAGAGGACCUAUGGUCAUGAAAUAAACCAAAAAUCCAGCUGCCCCCUCUUUCAUGACCUCUUCGAACGCCUAGACAAAGCUGCGGAGGACAGCAAAAAGUUUGCCACUGUCGAAAAGCCGGUGACCAUACAGGUGGGCCACGCGGAGACCCUCCUUCCCCUCCUUUCCCUCAUGGGCUUCUUCAAGGACGAGGUUCCCCUGACCUCCGACAACUUCGCCCAGCAGCAGAACCGCACCUUCCGCAGCAGCCAGAUCGUGCCCUACGCCUCCAACCUGGUGUUCGUGCUGCACCGCUGUCGGGACAGCCACAGGGUGCAGCUCCUGCUGAACGAAAAACCGCUGCCCUUCCCUAGCUCCAGCGACCCCGCCCCGGAGUAUCACAGCCUCCGGGACCUCUACGGAGAGCUGCUGGAGGGCUGCGACGCCAGGCGGGAGUGUGAGCUGCCCAACCACAAUUUGAGCAAUGCGGAGCUCUGAGCACCCCAGGCCUGAAGCUCAGAGGGGCGAGGGGGGCUGUGCCUGCUGCGUUGUCUGCUCCCUGUUACCCUGGGUGUUUCUUAGUAGCCGCCAUCUCGGGGGCCCCUAGAAACAAACGGAAUAUCUGGCAUUAGUUUUUAGCACCAUUUCCAUACUGAGGCAUGGGUUUGUUGCGUGGAAGCAGUCUCAAUAAGACCUUCUUUUUCUGUACACCACUAGACUGAUUGUGAAGAAUAUCAGUUCCCUAACUAGCUUCAGUGCUUUAGUUUGAAUAGUAUAACAGCCUUUAGGGAGAGUUUGCCCUAAAAUUUUCACCUUUUUACCUAAUCUGUACUUGUUGACUGACAGAUAAAUGUACCGUAAGGGAUAUUUUUUUGUUGGCUGCCUACAUAUUAUUCGUUUUUUGCACAGUUGUACAGUUGACUGAAUUCUGCCAAGGGGUAUCUCCCUUCUGUUUCAAUACUGCAUAGAUCAUACUUUUGUACUGUGUUUUCUGUAAUGAUGCAGGAGAAAGUAAACAUCAGAAGCGAAACUGAUUCUAGAUAAAUUUGAACUCUGCUUAUACAACUCAGUGCAUCAAAUAGCUUUUACCCUAGCACAUAUUUAACAGCAAGCCCACCUUGGACUGAACAAAGCAGUGUUAUAGUGUGGUGUGGUAAGCAGGAUCUACAGCAGGGGUUCCUCAUACUGGUCCUGGAGGCAGGCCCAUAUGCAUGGUCGUUCAUUCCAGGUGAGCUUUAUUACCUGAGCAAAUCCUUAUUUUAACUAACAAGUUGCAUGAUUGAAAUAUGUAUGUUUUUCUACAACAAUUUUUGGAUUUUAUUUUACUUAAGAAAUGAGAUAGUUACAAGGCAACCUACAAUGUUCUUAAGAGAUGAACCAGCGAAACGUUGAAAUGAAUACCAUUAUUAAGUCAAUAAGGGUUAAAUCGUGUAACUGGGAGCAUGACUGGAACAAAACCAGCAGGCAUGUGGUCUUUCAGAUCCAGUACGGGGAACAUGUGCUGUAGAUCCUAUUUCCCACACUAAACAAGAACAGUGCCUUGUGCAGUCCAAGGUGGGUUUGCAAUUACAUUAUUAAAGUAGGCAUCCUGUCCAACUCACAAAUCAUGAGUAAAACAAGGUUUGGUCUCUAAUAUGAUAACUUAUAGACUAAUUUUAUUGACUACCUCGGAAAUUAUAGGAGUUUUAAUGAAGGGUAAGUAUCCUUACAGUAUCUUUAAAGUUUGAUUAUUUAUUUUCUAGUUGAGUGAUUUCACAUUUUGGCAGAAAAUUCCUGAAGGCCUUGUGUUUUUAGAAUCAGAUCUAAAACACACAGCACUCACAUUACUGAUAUUUUAAUACAUGCUUUACAAAUAGCACUUUAUAUAAUAAAGUCUUUUUUUCUUAUGCUACAAAGUUUCAGUUUGAUUUGGUGUAGGAACAAUUCCAACGGCACAAUUUAUUACAUUAAACAGUUCUGUAGAAAAAUAGACCAAUUUAUUCACGGUAGUUACUGUUGUGCUGUAACUUCAUUGGAAAAGAAGAGAUACUGAACCACAGAUCAAGAAAGCAUUCCAUACAUCAAAUGUAUUGCUUGUAUAUGUAGGACAUUAGUAAUACAAUUCUGUAUGCCACAGCAGUGUUUGAAAAAGCUUUCUGUGUACAUAAGUGUUUUCAAAAAUAGUCACAUUUCAUCUUUCUACCUACACUGAUUGGGUAUUUUCCGAACUUAAAAAUAUAGCAAGAUAUACUCAUUGUUAAAAUGAUAUUUUUACUGGUAAGUACAUUUCUAUAUUUUUUAAGACAAUGAUUGUAUGAUUUACUGCAUUGCCAGGUAAUGUGUAAGUGUAAGGUGCUUUUUUCCUCAAAAUACUAGUAACUUAUAUUUUGUUGUGAUUAUUUAUUGAUUCCUUUGGUAUUUUAUUGUGCUCGUUUCAAAAGUCCAAUAACUUUGUAGGAAAAAAAGCAAUUUGUCUGGCCAAAAAAUAAAUAGAAACCAGUAGACAUUUUGAUUACUGCUUUAAUCCAGUUACAUAUGCUGAAGGCUGAAUAAAAGUACAGCAGCUUUUGUAAGGUUACAAACUAUACAACCUGCCUUUAAUUGUUUUUAUUCUUUUUGCUUAAAGAUUUUUUAAAUAAUUGUUGGUAGUGUAAAUUAUUAUGAAAUUAGGACCAGUCUGUCUUAGUAAGGAUACUAUGAGCUCAUCUGACUUUUCAUUUAUGAAAAAUAGUUUCUCUCAAGGGCUUGGAAGACAAUUAAGUCAAAACAGAUGUGUUUUAUGAAAAUGUGUCUAGAAUUCUAAUACUGCAAACAUACUGGCAGGAAUGUGUCUUUUCCCCUAUUGCUACAUUUAUGGGUGGGUGUGUGAGAAAUUUGCUUCUGAGUGAACAAUGAACAAGCUUUGCACAGACCUACAGAGCCCCCCAGAUAUAUUCAUACUCCUGAUGGAAUAGGAGCAAUAAACAUUAACAGCAUAACAGAAUGAUUUACACUUUAUUAUUUUCUUUACAGAUUCUAAAAUGUUAUACAGUAAUCAUAAUGGCUUUGCACAUCUCAAAAUCAUAUUUGACAGAAAUAAAGACCAGAAAAAAAA